Messenger RNA from Pyricularia pennisetigena, 1407 nucleotides. RefSeq lists its product as uncharacterized. Gene Ontology annotation, cellular component: endoplasmic reticulum. The record is from RefSeq and is a predicted model, not a curated record. The annotation marks the transcript as partial. NCBI's taxonomy places the organism in Eukaryota, Fungi, Ascomycota, Sordariomycetes, Magnaporthales, Pyriculariaceae. Gene Ontology annotation, molecular function: mannosyltransferase activity. The transcript is spliced from 2 exons.
CGCAAUCCCUCAUAUUUCAUGACUGCAGCCGCAAUGUUGUCCUUCUUCAUACUAUUCGCAAUUUUCUUCUGCAGUGCUCUUCUGGUCCUUUUGCCUUCGAGAUACCUGCGCUCCUCAUCCAAGACGGGAUCAAAUACGGAUGUUUCGGUUCAAGUUCUAGUGCUCGGGGACAUCGGAAGAAGCCCAAGAGUGCAGUACCAUGCCAUGAGCAUCGCAAAGCAUGGGGGCCGGGUUGAUCUCAUCGGCUACCAAGAAACUCCUCUUCAUCCCGAGCUGCUCAAAUACCCCAAGGUCAGCGUGCACUCACUGGACCCUCCUCCGCGUGUGUUGCGCUCGAAAUCAAUUCCCUUCAUCAUAUCGGGUCCCCUCAAGGUCAUCUGGCAGGUCUUUACUCUCAUCCAUGUCCUGGGAUACGAGACACCGCCGGCUCAGUGGCUACUGAUUCAAAACCCGCCAUCGAUUCCGACCAUGGCCGUUGCGACACUCAUCUCCAAGUGCCGCAACACUCGCCUCCUUAUCGACUGGCACAACUAUGGCUGGACCAUUCUUUCGGGCACCCGCGGCGCUCGUCACCCGUUUGUGCGAAUCUCCAAGCUUUACGAGUGUCUGUUUGGCCGCUUCGGCAGCGCCAACCUCACCGUCACGCACGCCAUGGCGAGACAGCUCAAGCGUGCGCCGUACGGCAUCAAAUCGCCCAUAGUACCCAUGCACGAUCGGCCCGCGGCCAUCUUCAAGCCCCUGAACGACCCUAUGGCGAAGCUGGACAUCCUCAGCCGCAUCCUCGAUUCCCGCGACCUGGCCGCUGCCAUAGUUGAUAGGCGCACACGUCUCAUCGUAAGCAGCACAUCCUGGACCCCCGACGAGGACUUCAACCUGCUCCUUAGCGCCCUUGUGCAGUACGCAAACAGCAUGCAAGACGACGGACAGUCCAUUGUGCCUGUCGUGGCGGUGAUCACGGGCAAGGGUCCGCAGAAGGCCAUGUACGAAGCCAAGAUUAGCAAGAUGGCUGAGGAUGGACUGAUACCCAACGUCACGGUCCGAACUGCAUUCCUGUCGUUUGAGGACUAUGCCGCUCUCCUGGCUUCGGCAGACUUGGGUGUAUGUCUGCACAUGUCGAGCUCGGGCGUUGAUUUGCCCAUGAAGGUUGUGGACAUGUUUGGGGCAGGGCUCCCAGUGGUGGCCUACUCGGCCUAUGAGAGCUUCUCGGAGCUUGUUCGUGAGGGUGAGAAUGGUCGCGGGUUCGAGACUGCUGGCGAACUGGCCGCUGAGCUCACGCGUCUGCUCAGCGUCGAGGGCCAGGACGAACUAAAGCAUCUCCGACAAGGUGCCAUAUUGGAAGGCAGCAGGCGAUGGGAUGAGGAAUGGGAUGCAUCGGUCGCGCGCAUCCUGGGUCUUGUCGAAGCAUGA